AAGCGUGUCUAAACGAGUCGUGUGCUGCAGGCUUCAGCUGUCACGAGUCCGGCUCCACGGUUCUAGCUCUGGCGUCUAAACAGCAGCUGCUGCUCAGCGGAGGCCGGAAGGGCUGCAUCAGUGUUCUGGACCUCAGUCUGAAGAUCCAGCGCCAGAGUUUCCAGGCGCACGACUCGGCCGUCAAAGCGCUGGCCAUCGACGCCAGCGAGAGCUGCUUCAUCAGCGGAUCGGCCGAGGGCAACAUCAAGGUGUGGAGCAUGUCCACCCAGAGCCUCCUGCACACCUUCAGUAAUGAACACGCUCGCCAGUCGCUCUUCCGUAACCUGGGCACGGGCGUCAUGCAGAUCGAGACCGGCCCGGCCAAUCACGUCUUCUCCUGCGGCGCAGACGGCACAAUGAAGCUCCGCCUCCUGCCCGACACUCUGAGCCUCUACUGCAGCGGCGCGAAGAACGACGUCAGGUUUAUCAUGUAGCACACUCAUGACUCUUGCACACGGUAAGACAAGCAAUACGAGAGAGACGCUCACAGCCCAAACACAGGGAUCCUGGGACGGACGCGCUCAAGCACACUGUACGAUUUCUGCAGCAUAUUAAUCUGAAAUAUAUCUAUAUAUAUAUAUCAGUUAAGCCUUAACUAGCCAAACUGUUGCUAAGCGGUGUUGUGAUCGUGCUCUAGACUCAAUAUAGUGAUAAGUGUCCUUAUAUUUCUACUCAACAUCCAUCAUCUCUCACGCUGGACGUCUCCGUCAUCAGACCACUGCAUUCUGUUGCGUCUGUCAAACGAUGUGCGGUAGUUAUAAUAAUCGUUCUAUGGGAAGGUAUUGUAUAUUACUACAGUAAGCAGUAUUUAGUAGGCUGACAGUUCACCCAAAAAUAAAAAGUCAUCAUUUACUCUCCAUCAUGUCAUUCCAAACUUGU
Molecule: messenger RNA, 918 nt
Organism: Sinocyclocheilus anshuiensis
Lineage: Eukaryota; Metazoa; Chordata; Actinopteri; Cypriniformes; Cyprinidae
Product: dmX-like protein 1
Exons: 2
Biological process (GO): vacuolar acidification
Cellular component (GO): RAVE complex
Molecular function (GO): protein binding
Source: RefSeq, a predicted model, not a curated record